Thrips palmi is the source of this 3647-nucleotide messenger RNA. RefSeq names its product ras-related protein Rab-32-like. Gene Ontology annotation, molecular function: GTP binding; GTPase activity. NCBI's taxonomy places the organism in Eukaryota, Metazoa, Arthropoda, Insecta, Thysanoptera, Thripidae. Bases 462 to 2246 code for a protein of 594 amino acids. The transcript is spliced from 6 exons. Gene Ontology annotation, biological process: phagosome-lysosome fusion; endosome to lysosome transport. Gene Ontology annotation, cellular component: trans-Golgi network; lysosome; phagocytic vesicle. The record is from RefSeq and is a predicted model, not a curated record.
CCUUCCCGACGAUCACCCGAAUGGGCGAGUUCGCCUUCGUGUCCGUGUCGCGUUCGCUCACGUCGCUCCUCGAGGGCAGUGGUGCGUGUGAUCGUCUGUUGUGGUCGUCGUGGUGCAUCCCGGUUCAUCCCGGUCGGCGUGGCGGCGUGGUGUUUGGGGAGCAUCGCCUGGCAUCGCCGCACGAGUGGCACGAGUGGCACACUAGCAUUCGGAGCAUUCGGAUCUCGCACGAGGAAAACAUUGGCCAAGCACGCCGUCUCAUCUUCUGCUUGUGAACGCUAACCAGCGAGCGCUGUACGUCGGCUGUCUAUUGUUGUCACUGUUGUUGUUUUUCGAGGUUGUGGUGGUGGUGGUGGUCGCUGCUGCACAUCCGCCGCGCCGCCAGCCGACUCGACGCCUAUUUCUUUCUCCCGUCAGACGCGAACGCCAUCUUGGCGUCGGCCGCCGCGGACGAGCACCUCAUGGACCCCCAGCACCAGCAGAGCGCCGCCAGCGCCGCCAGCGCCGGCGAGGACGACGCUGGAGGGGGGCCGCCGCGGCGUCGCUCCGUCGGCGCGCUGCUCAAGCUCAAGAGCAAGAAGAAGGAGUCGCCGCAGUUGCGGGACAGCGACUCGACGGCCGCCAGUGAGACGUCGCUGGACGUGGUGCCCAAGAAGAAGACGGGCUUCUUGCGCAAGAGCAGCAGCAGCAGCAAGAAGGUGAAGGAGGCCGACAGCCCGGACGGCGCGGCCGUCAAGAAGCCCAGCAAGGCCAAGUCCCUGGUGCGCAAGCUGAGCAUGAGCAGGAAUCGCAAGAGCAAGGAACCGCCGCCCACGGACCCGGACACCUCCGACGACGACGGCCACACGUCCAACGCCAGCUCCACCACGGCGUUCGAGUCCGCCGUCGAGGGGUACGCGACGCCCGCUGCCACGCCGCCGCCGCCGCCGCUCACCCCGCCCCCCAUGGAGGAGGACGAAGACCAAUCGGACGGGGGGCCUGGCGGUGCUGGGGGUGGGGGGCCCGGGCCGCGCGCCGCGUCCGUGGCCGAGCCGCCAGUCUCCACCGUCACGCUGCCCGCACUGGAGGCUGUCCCGACGCUCGACGCCGACAUGAAGGGUGAGAAGCAGCCGCAGAGGGCCGGCGCGCACGGCGGCGCCGUCAAGAAGACCCCCAAGGGCAAGGCGUCGUCCUCGCAGGGGCUGGUGGACGAGGAGCGCAAGCAGUCGACGCGCGGCCAGCUGCUGUCCAUCACCACCCCCGCCCUGCAGAAGCAGCAGAAGCAGCUCAACGGGCAGGCGGCGGCCGGCACCGCGCCCUCCGCCGCGCCCCCCGCCACCCCGACGGGAAGCACGCCCCCCACCACCAGCGGUGCGUCCGCCCUGUCCGCCCCCGCGGAUGUGGUUCACGUGGUGGCCGAAGUGGGCGGGCUCACCCCGAACGGCAGCGGCGCGAGCGGCGCCCUCGACAGCACGCAGGAUAAGCCCACCAACGGCGCCGCCACUGCCACCAUGAAGUCCUCGCCGCCGCCGACGCCGCCGUCGCCGUCCUCCGGGGACCUGAUGGCGGACGCCAGGAACAAGCUGUCGCAGAGCCUCGGCGUCCACGACUCGGCGCAGAUGUCCGGCGAGAAGCGCGAGCACCUGUAUAAGAUCCUGGUGAUCGGUGAGCUGGGCACCGGCAAGACGUCCAUCAUCAAGCGGUAUGUGCACCAGUUCUUCUCGCAGCACUACCGCGCCACCAUCGGCGUGGACUUCGCGCUCAAAGUCCUCAACUGGGACCCCGCCACCAUCAUCCGCCUGCAGUUGUGGGACAUAGCAGGCCAGGAGCGCUUCGGCAACAUGACCCGCGUGUACUACAAGGAGGCCGUGGGAGCCUUCAUCGUGUUCGACGUGACGCGGGCGUCCACCUUCGACGCCGUGGUCAAGUGGAAGCAGGACCUGGACUCCAAGGUGCAGAUGGCGGACGGCUCCCCCAUCCCCUGCGUCCUGCUGGCCAACAAGUGCGACCAGCAGAAGGAGGGCAUGGUCAACAACCCCUCCAAGAUGGACGAGUACUGCAAGGAGAAGGGCUUCACUGGCUGGUUCGAGACCUCCGCCAAGGAGAACGUCAACAUAGAGGAGGCUGCGCGCGCAUUGGUAUCGAAGAUUCUCCUGAACGAUAAAUUGCUCCAUGGAAACGACACGAAAGACCCAACGAAGAUAGCGUUAGACAACAACGGCAAGGCUGGCGGGGAGGCGACGAGCGGCAAGUCUUGCGCGUGCUGACGAGACGUGCCCUAAAGCCAAGGGAACUAAUCUAAGUCAUUUUCAGAGUCAUGAAAGUCAUCGUUUGAUUAUGAUGUCCCUGAUGCAUUUUGUGAAUUCCUCAAUUUGUGUGUCAUUUGUCUUUAUGUUUGACCUCUCGUCAGUGCAAUGUCUUUCUCACAUACAUGAUUAGCUCAUAAGAGCACUUUAACUUGAGAUUUUAUGGUAAAUUAGUAACUUUUAUUGACAAAACCAAAGCCAGCAAUAUUAAACUUAACUGUGUUUCGUGGUUGUGCAACCCGGUUUUGCAUGAUGUGUAGCUUUGUGUAUCACAGGAUAAUAAUGUCUUACUUGCCAUGUUUGUGUGGCACAUUAUUAUGUCAAUUGUGCAUUUAAGUAACUAGGUGCUUUAUAUCUGAUUGUUUUUCUCUUGAGUUUUAAAAUAUCCAGUACGGAAAAAUGCAUCAAAUAUUAUUUCCGCCCUUUACAGCCCAAUCCCGAUUUGUUUGAUGAUCUCAUCUUUGAUUUUUAAAGAAAAUUUUAGCCGUUCACUUUUGAUUUCUUUCAAAGCCUGAUAGAUGCUCUCUGUUACCAGGAAUGACAACUUAACCAUAUUUUAUGAAUGAAUUGAAAAUAGAUCAUAAAAUGUUUGGUGUUUCAUUGAAAUUUUAACAAAUCAUAUUUUUGGACGUUUUUUGAAAGAACCUGCACUGUUAUUUAUCUCUGGAUGUACCUUUUAAGGCUAUCUUGAACAACUGCCUACCAAGAAAAUUAGAAAUAAGACUGUAAAAGAUCAACUCAUGAAACUUAUUGUAUGUGUGUAGGCAUUUCCUUCCAUGCAUGUUAGUUGUACAUUGUGCCAUGAAAUUUGUUCUAAUGUGCCAUCUAUUUCCUCAAUCAUACUAUAUUGUGGUAUUUCCCUGUGAUAAGUUAUCUUAACUUAGCAUUCUUUCACGAAACUUAACCAUUAUGAUUAAUGAUAGUGGAACCUUGCGUACUGAAGUGAUUUUUAGGAGCUGAAUUAUUGUCUCCGAGCACCAGAAUAUGUAUUGCUCUUCUUUAUUCAAUCUCCAAUAAUGUAUUAUCUAUUAAUAGACGGUACAAAACUAACAAAAUUAAUUGUAGGAUCAUAGGAGCUUUCACAUUUUAGAUAUUGUUUCAGUUUUUAAAUUUUUGCUUUAAACCAUUUAAAUAUCAAAGUAAAGUCUAUGAUCUACUGACAAUUACAUGGUUCAAAGUGCCUUUUUUUUUGCUAGUUUUAUGUCUGAUUUUGAUCGUGCUGUUUAUGUUGCACACUUUGUGCUUUUGAACAAAAGAUGCCAUUAAGUGUACAUAGUAUCUUCAUUUAAACACUUUAUGUACAUUACUGAACAAUUUUAUUUAAGCUUUGUAGAAUUAAAUGUUUGUCAAUCUGGAGUAUUA